Gossypium arboreum is the source of this 1623-nucleotide messenger RNA. RefSeq lists its product as uncharacterized. The coding region runs from base 1 to 1623 and encodes 540 amino acids. The transcript has a single exon. Lineage: Eukaryota; Viridiplantae; Streptophyta; Magnoliopsida; Malvales; Malvaceae. The record is from RefSeq and is a predicted model, not a curated record.
AUGAGGGUUCAAGGUCUUAUCGAUACAGGUAUUUUACAAUUUGAUGGUACUGGCAAUACGACUGGAAAUCUGCUCCCUAACCACACUGAAGAAAACAUGAGCGCGUUGAAAAAAGAAGACAGGUGGCGUGCCAAAAGUUGUGUUUCUGAAAUAAAGACACCACUGCGAAAGAUUUGGGAGGUAAUGAUUGAAAAGGGGCUGCUCUGUCGGCCCAACAGAAUUUUCAAAGAAGGAAAUACAAAAAGUCAAUAUUUUUGUGAUUUUCAUGAGAUCGAGAGGCAUGACAUCCAGUCUUGUGAAGGAUUCAGAAAACUACUUCAAGACAUGAUGGACAACAAGGAAGUCAAGAUCUUUAACAAAAAGGAAGAGGCUGAUAAAGGAGAAGUAUGCACUUCUAAAAAUCAAUCAUCAGUUUUCCCUUAUAGUGCCGAUCAACCGUUGGUGGUUUAUUAUGAUGCAAAAAAGAAGCAAGUGAAACUAAAGAUGACAAUUGAAGUACCAUCUCCUUUCCCUUACAAUGACAACAAAGCAGUACCAUGGAAAUAUGAUGUCAACAUUAUCAUACCUGAAAGUGAAAAAUCUAAAGUCACGGCCGAAAAUGUUGGCGAAGUAGGAUACUUCACCCGCAGUGGGAGGUGUUAUUCUAAAGUGGUCGAAUCGAUGAAGAAGACUAAUGACUUGAAGCAGAAAGGAAAGGCACCGAUGCAUGAGGCCGAGGUUAAACUUGAGACUCUGUCUGAACAAGAAGUUAAAAGGCUUGUGAAUGAAGAGGAAGCACAUGAAUUCUUGAAGUUCAUCAAGCAUAGUGAAUAUAACGUAGUGGAACAGUUAAGCAAACAACCGGUACGAAUCUCAGUAUUAUCCCUACUGUUGAAUUUAGAACCACAUCGGAAUACUUUGCUGAAAGUGUUAAAUCAAGAUUACGUGGCAAGCAAUAUAUCUGUCGAAAAACUUGAUAAGUGGGUGAAUAACCUGAACGCAAAUAAUUUUAUUUCUUUCAGUGAUGAAGAAAUAAUGCCAAAUGGUAAGGGCUCCGUAAAAGCAUUACAUAUCACAACCCGUUAUAAGGGUUAUAUAAUACCGAAUGUGCUCAUUGAUAACGGGUCAGCACUCAAUGUCAUGCCUUUGGCCACGCUUUCUAGAAUUCCAAUUGAUAUAUCUUAUCUAAGGCCUUGUCACUCUAUAGUAAGAGCAUUCGAUGGGACAAGACGAAAAGUCAUGGGAAAAAUUGAAAUUCCUCUAGAAGUGGGCCCCUAUAUAUACGACAUCGAGUUUCAGGUCAUGGACAUCACGCCUUCAUAUAAUUGCCUUUUAGGAAGGUCUUGGAUCCACUCUGUUGGGGCAGUUCUUUCAUCUCUCCAUCAAAAAGUAAAGUUUAUCAUGGAUAGUCUUUUGGUUACUGUCGUGGGUGAGGAAGACAUUAUCGCAUCUAUCUCUGCUGAUGAACCAUACCUCGAAGUAAGCAAGGAUGCAGUAGAAUGUUCCUUUCAUUCUUUCAAAUUUAUCAAUGCUACGUUCGUUGCUGAAGGAAAUAAAAUUCCCGUGCCCAAGCUGUCAAGGAAUACCCAGAUGGGAAUUGAGCUCGAGCAAGAAAAGGUUUGGGAAGAUAUCAGCAAGGGAUAG